This is a messenger RNA of Teleopsis dalmanni, 781 nucleotides long. Its product is annotated as tubulin beta chain-like. Gene Ontology annotation, molecular function: structural constituent of cytoskeleton; GTP binding; GTPase activity. Gene Ontology annotation, biological process: mitotic cell cycle; microtubule cytoskeleton organization. The coding region runs from base 1 to 681 and encodes 226 amino acids. The record is from RefSeq and is a predicted model, not a curated record. Gene Ontology annotation, cellular component: cytoplasm; microtubule. Lineage: Eukaryota; Metazoa; Arthropoda; Insecta; Diptera; Diopsidae. The transcript is spliced from 4 exons.
AUGGUAUCUGUGCUUUGGGACUCACGUGGUCUGUUCUGGGAAAUCAUCUCAGAUGAACAUGGCAUCGAUCCCAAUGGCAUGUAUCACGGCGAAAAUGAUUUGCAAUUGGAACGCAUUGAUGUCUACUACAAUGAGGCUAACAAUGGCAAAUAUGUGCCACGUGCAGUGCUUAUCGAUUUGGAGCCCGGCACAAUGGAUUCAGUGCGCCAAUCGGCCAUGGGUAUGCUUUUCAGGCCGGACAAUUUUGUAUUCGGACAAUCAGGCGCGGGUAAUAACUGGGCCAAGGGUCACUACACAGAAGGCGCUGAAUUAAUUGAUUCAGUAUUGGAUGUUUUACGCAAAGAGUCAGAAGGUUGCGACUGUCUGCAGGGUUUCCAACUUGCUCACUCCCUUGGUGGUGGUACCGGUUCGGGUCUUGGAACCUUAUUGAUUUCGAAGAUACGUGAAGAGUAUCCCGAUAGAAUAAUGAACACAUUUUCCGUAGUUCCUUCACCUAAGGUUUCCGAUACAGUUGUGGAGCCUUAUAAUGCCACCUUAUCCAUACAUCAGCUCGUCGAGAAUACCGAUGAAACAUUUUGCAUUGACAACGAAGCACUCUACGAUAUCUGCUUCCGUACAUUGAAACUUUCGUCACCCACAUAUGGAGAUUUAAAUCAUCUCGUAUCCGUAAGUUUACCAUAACACAAAACUAAUGUAUUUUCUUUCCUUCUCCUUUCCUGGCAAAAUCAUGAUACACCCGUACGACACACAUCCUGCCCGCAUCGAAUCAACAAACAACAAA